Messenger RNA from Drosophila innubila, 3529 nucleotides. Its product is annotated as protein anon-37Cs. The record is from RefSeq and is a predicted model, not a curated record. The transcript has 2 exons. Lineage: Eukaryota; Metazoa; Arthropoda; Insecta; Diptera; Drosophilidae. Gene Ontology annotation, molecular function: polyamine oxidase activity. Bases 200 to 1756 code for a protein of 518 amino acids.
CUGAACAAUUUACAAGGUAGUUGUAAAGGGUACAAAAAUGUGAAUAUUUACAUUUGUGCAUUUUUCAAGGUUACGCUUUUAUUGUCAACUGUUAAACAUACAGCAAACGACAGCACACAAAUAAUAUAAAAUUCACAGUUCUCACAACAAAAAGCAAAGAAGACAACAUCAACCUAUUUGAAAUUUGAUAUGCAAUGUUAUGUAUAAACUAGCCAACAGGCGCAGCUUAUACUAUGCAACAGCACUCAAGGCUGAGCUCACGGGGCUGCAGCAGCAUGGAGGCGGGAGGCAUCACGACUACAACCACAAUCUAGAUACGGCCAAGCAGAAAGUACGGAUUGUGGUGAUAGGAGCUGGCAUUGCUGGUUUAUCAGCGGCACAACAUCUGCUAUCCCAUGGAUUCCAGCGAACACUUGUGCUGGAGGCAACAGAGCGUUAUGGUGGGCGCGUCAAUUCCCAGAAGUUUGGCGACACAUUCUGUGAACUGGGCGCCAAGUGGGUGAACAUUGAUGGCUCCCACGAUUCCAUGUAUGAGCUGUUACGCAAUGCCGAAGGAUUGACGAAGCGACUGAAGCAGCCGACCCGCGUCAGAUAUGUUCAUCCCGAGGGACAGGGGGAUCAGAUUAAGGUGCCACCUCGCAUGGUGGAGCUGAUAGACACGCUGUUCCGGCAGUUGUGUCGCGGCUUCAAGGUGCGCGAUAAGGUGAAGAACGGUGGAGAUUUGCAAUCCCUGGACAAUGUCAUGAGUUACUUUCAGUCGGAGAGCGAGAAACUGAUAGGCACAUCGUUCAAGGAGCCCGCGGAGCAGCUCAUGGCACGCGACAUCUUUCAAUCGCUCUUCAAGGAUUUCAGCAGCAUCCUGGGCUGCUGUCUGGAGUAUGUGAAUAUUCAGCAUGUUACCACAUGUCCCCUGAAGCAGGAAACAAAUCCCAUUUAUGUGCCCACAGGGCUGGACAACAUCGUUGAGGAACUAACCAACGAUUUGGAUGUGGGACAACUGCAAAUUGGCAAACCUGUUGGCCAGAUACAAUGGAAAACGUUGUCAGAACCGCAGAGUGUGGGCUGCUUGGAUGGCAGCCUUUACCAGGCAGAUCACAUCAUUUGCACCUUGCCUUUGGGUGUCCUUAAGACAUUCUCCUCCAUAUUGUUUAAGCCCACGCUGCCGCUAGAGAAGCUACAGGCCAUACAGAAUCUGGGCUUUGGCAAUCCCGUCAAGAUAUAUCUGUCCUACAAGCGGCCCAUCAAUCGCUGGCUCAAAUCGAAUCUGCGUCCGCUGGGCUCGCUGCUGCAACCAAGUGAUCUCUCGUCCGGCUGCAAUCCUCAGCGAAGCUGGACCCAACGGGUGGUUGAGAUUUCCCAGCUGCCCACUAGCCAACAUGUUCUGGAAAUACGCGUCGGUGGUGGCUACUACGAUGAGAUUGAGAAGCUGCCCGAUGCCACGUUGCUGGAGCAGAUCACAACGCUGUUGCGUCAAUGCCUGAGCAACUCAAAGGUGCCCUAUCCGCAGGCCAUGCUGCGCUCCAACUGGAACAGUUCCGCCUGCUAUCUGGGUGGACGUCCCUACUUCUCGGUGAACAGCAGUGCACGGGAUGUGCAGAGUCUGGCGGCGCCACUGGGACAUGUUGUGCCCACGUUACUUUUUGCCGGCGAUGCCACAGCGUUGCAAGGAUUCGGCACCAUCGAUGGAGCACGCUUCAGUGGCAUACGGGAGGCGCAGCGUAUCAUUGAUUAUUACAAUAAGAAACUUAGCGCUUAGCGCCCACUCAACUAGUCCAAAUUUAUAGUUUAUAGAUAACGUAAUUAAGCACAUUUAUUAAAUAUGAUUAGCGUUUAAAAUGAAACAACAACAAUAACGAUUAAGUGGAUUGCAUUUCCAUUCCAUGUGGAAACAGUUCUCUAAGCACUUAUAUGUACGAGUAUGUAUUUAAAUUUGAAGUGAGUUUUGUAUGAAAAAUUCCCUAAGCAUGUCAGCUUCGUUUGUCCGUCCUUCAUCUAUUUCUCGGCCUCCAUUUCAUCGGCUGCAGCGCUGACCUCGUUCCAGGAGUACUCCAUGUCCUCGGGCUGGGUGAAUCUCGAGCAGACGGCCAUGCGCAAGAAGUACACAUCACGUAUCUUGGCCGGCACCAUGUGUAUCUUGCCACGCCCAUUGAUGCGCUUCAGCAGCGCCUCGUUCCUUUCGUUUGUUCCCUUGAGGCGGAAGCAGACCAGACCCAUGUUUAUUUCGGCAGCCAGCUCGAAGCGUUCAUCCGCCACACAGAGUUCACCAAACUGCGUGGCAAAUCCGCAAUGACGUCGGAUGUGCGCCUGGAGAUUCUCCACACCAUACAGACGCAACACGAACCAGAGUUUGAGGGCACGGAAACGUCUGCCGAGUGGGAUUUGCCAGUGGCGAUAGUCGGGUGCAGAUCCCUGCAUAUCGUGCUUUAAAUACAGAGGAUCCACAUUGAAGGCAUUCACCACCCAACUGGGAUCCUUGAGCCACAUGGCAGAGCAGUCAAAGUUGACCAACAUCCAUUUGUGUGGAUUAAAGUUGAAGGAGUCGGCGGUCUCGAUGCCCUUCAUGUGAUGACGAUACUCUGGACAGAUGAAAGCGGAGCCGGCAUAAGCUGCAUCCACAUGCACCCAGACAUUAUGCUUGUUGGCCACAGGGCCACAUUCAUCCAAUCGAUCGAAGGCACAGGAGUUUGUUGUGCCCAAGGUGACCACAGCAUAGAAGGGUAUCAAGCCAUCAGCUAAAUCCUGUUUGAUUGCCUUCUCCAAUGCAUCUCCACGCAGACGAUUGUUCUCAUCCGCUGGCACGGAACGCAGCUUGACGCCUCCCAGGAGACCUGCCCGCUCCACGGAGGAGUGUGACUGGGCGGAGGCAUAGCCCACCAGUUUGCCAAUGAUCGUAUGCUCAUCCCACUCGGGAUGCUCUGCCUUCACCUCCUGCAAUUUCUUCGCUUUAGCUCCCAGUAAUGCCACCAGGGUUGAUUCACUGGCUGUUCCUUGGAUGACGCCGCCGCCCUUCCCGCCGGAACAGGCCAAAAACUCAGCAGGCAGAUCCAACAUCUUGCCCAGCCAAUCCAGCAUUACCACCUCGAGUUCAGUGCACGCCGGACUCGCAAUCCAAGUGAAUCCAAUGCAAGCAAUUGCUCCACUCAACAUAUCCGCCACAAUGGCCGGAUAGGAGUUGGCCGUGGGGAAAUAGGCAUGGAACUUGGGACUGUGCCAGUGUGUGAUGCCGGGCAUGAUGACCCUCUCGAUGUCCUUCAUCACAUCCUGCCAAUCCUCUGGCUUCUCUGGCGCCGCAUCCGGUAUCAAGGGCUGCAAGUAACCAGGCUUCACCUCCGGCAACACGCGUCUGCAAGUUGAGAAAACGGAAACAAUAAUUAGAUUUCUAAUCUCAUUAGCAACCACUCAAAAAGCUUCUCAAAGCUCUAAUUGAAUUCCCCCAACGCAGGAUCCCUCUUCCGCCCAUUUAUCACACUUGCAACUUGUUGCCAGUUGCUUGAAAAUCAAUAAAACAAGUUACAGCAAGAUUCUGCAU